UUGAGGUCAUCAUAUGGCAUACAAUUUGUGUUUGUCAGGGACAGGUCGCCUGUCCUUCAGCUCAGCUCAAAUUGCACCUCAGUGGUGGAUGCGCUGAAGGCAUUUUCGAGUCUGGGGGGCCCAUCGCUGAAUGUGACAUGUGGAACUGACGGUAACGAAACUCUGUGGUUCAUAAUCGACUCUGCGUGGAACAAUAUGUAUCCAGAGGAAUAUGAGAUUCAGGCUUCAUUGGUAAGCCUAGCGAGUCCACUUUUGCCUGUUCCAGCUGAAGUCAAGGCAGACCUGACUUUUACAAGAUUGCAACCAUUCCGCGCAGAUGUUUAUGGGACAUUCAGCCUCUAUCAAACGACCGAAAGCAAGAGAGUCUCCAUACCAGCUGAUGCGAGCGCAUAUGUCAUGCAACAAGCUGUCGAGCAACUCACGGGCAUCGCAGACAUCUCUGUUGCAAAAGACAUAGCCAACGAAGUGGACAUGGUUCUCCGGCAAUGGAGUGUGACGUUCCCAUUCCAUCCUACUGAUCGGCCUCUCUUAAUUCCAGAGGCAAAUGAUCUUUAUGGCAGUCAGCCCACUUUUGAUCAAACAGUCCGGGUUGCAAAUCGCUCUCAAUUGUUGGGAGGUCAGAUUCGUGUGAAAUAUGGCAGCAGCAAUUACAUCCCAUUGGCAUACAACGCAUCAGCAGCAGAGAUGAAGAAUGCUCUUGAGUCUAUGGCUGGCAUCGGUCUUGGAUCCCUGAAAGUGGAGAGGAGCUCUGAAGGAGAACCGGAGUAUGUGAUUAUAUGGACAAUCACAUUCGUUGGUGAAAAGCUACCCGCCGAUCCCUCACUCAUUGUUGUUGAUAGAUCACUCUUGACUGGAUCCGGCGUGCAAGUCAGUGUCACAGAGGUUGUCAAGGGGUCAUAUGAUCGAUUUGUCGGGCCUCUCACAGCAGACUACCUCCGAGUUCCAGUGGUUGAUCCUAUGCAGAUCGAUGUCAUUGUCAAUGGCAUUGUGGGUACUCGUAGUGGGAAGGAGACUAGCCCCUAUAGCAAGGAGCAGCAAGAAAAGAUGGCCGCCUUAGUCAGAGAGAACAGGGAGAGAAAAGAGCGUGAGAAGCAAGCGAAGCUAAAGGCUAUCGCAGACGAGCAGGCGGCGAAGAUGAAGAGGUUGGAGGAGGAGAUGAAGAGAGUACAACAAGAGGAAGAAAGAAGAAAAGUUGUUGAAGCAGAAGCGGCAGCAGAAGAAGAGAAAGAGAGAAUGAGGAUUGAGAGUGGAGAAGGGAGCAGUGGUGGCACGAUGAUGAGGGAGACAGAUAUUGAGAUGGAGAAGAAGAUCAGCGAGUGGGUCGCUAAUUUAUCGUUGGGUGAAGAGGAGGAGGCAGAGUCCUAUGUGACUGACGAUGAGAGGGCUGCGCUAGCUAAGGUAGCGAAGGUGCAAGCGUACAGGCAGGAGGUGUUGGCCCAGACGGAUGAUAAGGCCAAGUGGGACAAGGUACUGGGGUACCUGGAAGUGUUGAGCAAGGCCUGGAUGGAAGAGCGCCAGGCUAGCUGGAGCCAAGAUGUAGCCUUAAGUGCCAUGCGGUCAGGGUUUAGAGACUUUGCGCGCGAGAUCGUCACCCAUAUUGGGGGCGAAGUUAAGCAAUUGAGAGACAAUGUAGGGAAGUUUUGUGAGGGCGCCAUUCGGGGUGCUAAAGCUGUAGCCGCUGUAGAGGGAGAGGCCAGACCCCGUAAGGACCCAGUGAAACUUAAGUUCCCAGAUGCGUACGGGGGAGAGAAGGAAGAAAACUUUGACAACUGGGAAGCCAGUGUCAAUAGUUAUAUUUACUUACAUCACAUCCUGAUUGAGGAACAAGUCCUCGUGGCCUUCCAGGCCCUCAAAGAUGAAGCGGCUAGUUUCGCCAGGUCUCUCGCGCGUACAGCCGGUUGUGAAAACAACCUGGUUGCAUAUUCCAAAGUCACCCCUCUUUCCCAAUUCCUCAAGUUCCUCAAGGAGCGUUUCGCUAACCCAACGCGAGGCAUUAGAGCCUUUGACAAGCUGCAAACGAUCCACUCACGGCAGUGGAGGAGUGUUAGGCCACUCAAGGGUACCAUGGACGACUUAGUGGCCGUCCCGGACCAUGGGGUCACUGAGACCCAGUUGGUCCAAUUGUUUUAUCGUGCCAUACCAGAGGCCCUGCGUGGGCACUUCUUUGACAAAUCUCAGCAGGUUGGCAUCACAUAUGAUGCAUUCAGUAGGGAAGUCGUCCUGUAUGAGUCAAAGUCUAUGCCAAUUACCACCUUCUGGCACAAGGACUUGGAGAAGGGGAAAGGGUGGAAAGGGCGUACCAUCUCUGGCCAAGUCAAGGCCAAGGAUCACAUGAUCCUUACCUUAGAGGAAGGUGGUACUGAUGAGGUCCCAUACAGUCAGAUAGAGUGGGGCCUCGAGGAUGAUGGCAGUAGUGUGGGGCAAGGGAGGUCCUAUGCUGUUGUCGCGGCUGGAGGGAGGCCGCAAGGUCGAGGUGGAGGCCAGGGCCAAAGGGGCCAUGCCAUGGGAGGCCGAGGACCGGGCGCACAGGGGGUUGGCGGCCAAGGAAACCGCCAAGCGGGAGGUAGGGGUCAAGGUCCCUCGUUAAAUCGCCAGGGUAAUUGGUCCCCACAGCGAGGAGGUGGAAGAGCACCUCAAGGAGGAUGGCACCUAGGCUUGCCACAGGGCAGGCCCUUGGAAGACUUGGGCUUGGACCAGCGAGUAUGCCAGGAACGCGUGAACAUGGGUCAGGGCGUAUUCUGUGGUGACCCGGCGCACGAGCAGUUAGAGGAGCAGGUCUUUGUAGUGUAUGUUAGACCUGUCACCGAGGGCAAGGAAGAGGUAGCUUCCACGGAUCCAACCAUAGUCAAGUUGCUGGAAGAGUUCAAAGACCUGACUGAGUCGCCGACAGGGGUAGUGUCGCGACCCAUCCAGCACCGGAUAGAGAUAGAGCCUGGCAGUAAAACUCCUAAGGGUGCAGUCUACAGGAUGUCCCGUAGAGAGUUAGAGGAGCUCCGCAAGCAGUUAGAUGAGCUCCUAGAGAAAGGUUGGAUCAGGCCCAGUUCGUCUCCUUUUGGAGCACCAGUCCUGUUUGUCCCAAAGAAGGAGGGAGAACUUCGUAUGUGUAUAGACUAUAGGGGUUUGAACGCGAUUACUGUGAAGAAUGCUGAGCCACUGCCCAGGAUAGACGAUCUUCUAGAUCGGGUGCAGGGUUGCAAGUAUUUCUCCAACAUAGACUUGAAAUCCGGAUACCAUCAGAUAGAAGUCCAUCCUGAUGACCAGUACAAGACUGCGUUCCGGACUAGAUACGGGCACUAUGAGUUCAUAGUGAUGCCCUUUGGACUAACCAACGCGCCAGCUACCUUCCAGCGUUGUAUGAAUGACCUGUUUAGACCGCGGUUAGAUAAGUUUGUAGUAGUCUAUUUAGAUGAUAUCCUAGUUUUCAGUAAGACCCUCCAGGAGCACCAGGGUCAUCUGAGGCAGGUCUUGGAGAAGCUACGAGAGAGAAACUUCAAGAUCAACGCAAAGAAGUGUGAGUGGGCCAAGACACAAGUUUUGUACUUGGGCCACGUGUUGGACAGAGAUGGCAUUAAGCCCGAGGACAGCAAGAUAGCGGCGAUUAGAGACUGGCCGACGCCCCGCACAUUGACAGAGUUGCGGUCGUUCCUAGGCUUAGCUAACUACUAUAGGAAGUUCGUGAGGAACUUUUCCACUAUCGCCGCCCCCUUGCACAGACUGCUAAAGAAAGAGGCAAUCUUGCAAUGGGACAAAGACUGUACGUCUGCGCUCAAGAAGUUAAAGCGCGCGUUAAUAGAAUAUCCCGUCCUCAAAGUAGCAGAUCCGUCCUUGCCAUUUGUCAUUACCACGGACGCAAGUCAAUAUGGGAUAGGCGCCGUGUUGCAGCAAGACGACGGCAAUGGCUAUAGACCCGUAGAGUUCAUGUCAGCGAGGAUGCCCUGUGAGAAGGUUGUUACCUCCACGUACGAGAGAGAACUCUACGCUCUUAGGCAGACUUUAGACCAUUGGAAGCACUAUCUGCUUGGGAGGCACUUCAAAGUGUAUUCUGACCACGAGACACUUCGUUGGUUAAAGACACAGGCCAAGAUGACACUUAAGUUGACUAGGUGGGCCGCAGAGAUAGACCAAUUCGACUUUGAGCUCAGGCCAGUGAAGGGCAAAUACGACGUAGCUGUGGAUGCUCUGAGUAGGAGAUCAGACUACUUUGGAGCUGUAGUACACUAUCUGGAUAUAGGGAGAGACCUGCAGGAGAAAGUGAAGCAAGCAUAUGCGCAGGACCCUAUCUAUAGCGACCUCCUAAAGAGAGUUAGAGAGGUCCCAAAGAUUGAACCAGAUUACCGCACUACAGACGGGUUGCUGUUUGAGAAGACUAAUGUGUUUGACUGCCUGUGCGUCCCCAACAGCGAAGGGAUCCGCAGUUUAAUUUUAGGGGAAUGCCACGAUACUGAAGGGCAUUUCGGUUGGCAAAAGACACUAGCCAAUCUGAUGCGUGCGUAUACCUAGCCAGGGAUGAAGAAUGACUGCAUAGAGUAUGUCCGCAGUUGUA
Messenger RNA from Chara braunii, 4543 nucleotides. The record is from the annotation of a GenBank genome assembly. NCBI's taxonomy places the organism in Eukaryota, Viridiplantae, Streptophyta, Charophyceae, Charales, Characeae.